Messenger RNA from Salvelinus namaycush (lake trout), 4712 nucleotides. RefSeq names its product natriuretic peptide receptor 1b (gene npr1b). Gene Ontology annotation, cellular component: membrane. Bases 917 to 4144 code for a protein of 1075 amino acids. NCBI's taxonomy places the organism in Eukaryota, Metazoa, Chordata, Actinopteri, Salmoniformes, Salmonidae. Gene Ontology annotation, biological process: cGMP biosynthetic process; protein phosphorylation; receptor guanylyl cyclase signaling pathway. The transcript has 22 exons. Gene Ontology annotation, molecular function: guanylate cyclase activity; peptide receptor activity; ATP binding. The record is from RefSeq and is a predicted model, not a curated record.
CUGAAAUAGACAGACAGAGUACAAGGAAUACUGUCAUGAAACCAGACAUACACACACAAACAACAGGGGGUCACAAACACAGGGAUCUACAGCUGUGUGAGAAGCCGGACACACCCUCAGACCAGACGAAGGGAGGUAGAGUGUGUGUGCGCGUGUUUCUUUGACCUGUGGCUGUAGAGGAUUAUCCUGGUGUGUGACGGCACACUACUUUUGUCAUCUCGUUUUCUCUACCUGAUGCGGUGGGAUUUCCUGACCCUGGAGUUCAACAGCUGACCCAUGCAGGCCUAGAAUCCGCUUCCCUGAGUUGGAGACCUGCAACACAGCUAAAGGUGCUGAGCAGUGCUGGUACUUUGCUAGCCUUUCCCUGGACUAUUUUCUAAUUCAGGCAAAAAGUUACACCUUCUCAUGCUACAACUAUGAAACAACAGGCACAUUUUCUGCAGAGAUAGGCUACUCUGUCUGACACAGCAAAUAACCAACGACUGUCAUGGCUUAGCCUAAAAUAAUUGAAUCGGGAAAGCCAACGUCAACUUUGUCCAGUCUGUUUUCUUUGGUAAUAAGAGGUGGGAGCUAGUACCUCUCAAAUGACUGACUGUGGCUGUGCAUUCAUUCGGUUGAUUUUCCAAUUUUAUUUGUUUCUUUGGGCGCAACUAAAAGGAAAAACUUAAUUGACGUUUUUUUGGUCGAUAUCCCCGGCUUUCGAACCACGCGUUGCCUUUUCGCGGGUUUCGCUUGCCCAUCAGUACCUCUGCCCACGCACGACUCGAGCCUCCCAGCUGAUAUUUCACCUCAGUCACUGACAGUCACACAUGCCAAGACGUCGUAAUAAACCAGAGUUUGACAUGGAGGGAGAAAACUCAAUUUAAGCUCGACAGGAUAAAUAAUUCACAAGGACAUUAUUCAGCAGCCUAGCAGGAUGAGGAUGGAGGGAGUGAAACUGUUGCUGGUUCUUCUUCUGCUGCUGGGUGCCUGUCUCCAGUGGGUCCAGUCUGGCAAGUCCUCCCAGCACCGUGAUUCACACCGACGCCCCAGAGAGCACCGGGACCAUCGGCAGCACGGGAACAUCACGCUGGCCAUCAUCCUACCACAGAGAAACACUGCCUACCCCUGGGCCUGGCCCCGUGUGGGUCCGGCUCUGGACCGAGCCAUCAACACCAUCAACGCUGACCCAGCGCUCCUCCGUGGCCACCACCUGGGUUACGUGUUUGAGAACAGCGAGAACGAAGAAGGCAUCUGCUCUGAGUCCAUCGCCCCACUCAUGGCUGUUGACCUCAAGUUCGCCUACGACCCUUGGGCUUUCAUUGGGCCGGGCUGUGACUACACCUCCUCCCCAGUGGGCCUCUUCACCACUCACUGGGACAUCCCCAUGGUAACUGCGGGCGCCCCAGCCGUGGGCUUCAACGGCAUCAACAUGUACCCGUCCAUCACCAACACGGGCCCCACGCACAAAAAGCUGGGCAAGUUCGGCCUCCAUAUCUGCAAGCACUUUGAGUGGAAGGAGCAGGUGCUGCUCAUGUUCAGUGACAACAAAAAGGAUGACCGGCCGUGCUACUUUGCUGUGGAGGGCCUCUACUCAGAGCUGCACUUGAACAACAUCACCUCGGUGGACCUGGUGUUUGAGGAGAACACUGGACCAGUCAACUACUCUGACCUGCUCCACAACAUCAAGCAAGAUGGCCGAGUGGUGUUUGUGUGUUGCUCUCCGGACACGUUCAGGCAGCUGAUGGUUCACUUCCGGCGUGCAGGCCUUCCUCAGGAGGAGUUUGUUUUCUUCUACAUUGACAUGUUUGGACGCAGCCUGGACUCCCAGAAUGCUCAACCGUGGGCCAGAGGGGACCAAGACGACCUUGUCGCCAAGGAAGCCUUCCAGAGUGUGAAAAUCCUGACCUAUAGAGAACCACAGAACCCUGAAUAUAAAGAUUUUGUGAGGGACCUGAAGACAGAUGCCAAGAGAAUGUUCAACUUUACGGUGGAGGACUCACUGAUGAACAUAAUCUCCGGAGGGUUCUACGACGGGCUGAUGCUGUACACACACGCCCUGAAUGAGACCAUGACCUCGCCAGAGGACAGACCUGUGGGGAAAACCGUAACCAGGAGGAUGUGGAACCGCACCUACAACGGUGUAACAGGCCUGGUGCAGAUAGAUGAGAAUGGGGACAGAGAGACAGACUUCGCUCUCUGGGACAUGACUGACACCAACACCAGUAUUUUCCAGAUUGUGUUGGUGUACAACGGCUCUCAGAAAAAGCUGCGGGCCUUGCCUGGGAUGGACAUCCAGUGGCCAGGGGGCGCUGCUCCUUUAGAUGUGCCCGUCUGUGGCUUCAAGAACGACAACCCAGCCUGCCUCGCACGAACCAUCACAAUCCACCAGAUGGUAACAAUUGUGGUGUUCUUCAUCAUUAUCAUCAUCCUCACCAUUACUGUCUUCAUAUACAGGAAGCUGAAGCUUGAAAAUGAGCUGGUGGCUCAGCUGUGGAGAGUCUCCUGGGAGGAUAUUCAGAUGAGCAACAUGGAGAAAGUGCUGCGAAGCGCAGGCAGCAAGCUCACUCUGUCCCUGAGGGGCUCCAACUACGGCUCCCUAUUAACAGGAGAUGGAAACUUUCAGGUAUUUGCCAAGACAGGCUACUACAAGGCGAAUAUUGUGGCCAUCAAAUACAUCAACAGAAAACGCAUUGAGCUCACCAGAAACGUGCUGUUUGAACUGAAACAUAUGCGUGAUAUUCAGAAUGAGCACCUGACCCGCUUCAUCGGAGCCUGCAUCGACCCCCCCAACAUCUGCAUCAUCACAGAGUACUGUCCUCGGGGUAGCCUACAGGACAUCAUGGAAAACGAGAGCAUCACACUGGAUUGGAUGUUCAGAUACUCUUUAAUCAAUGACAUUGUCAAGGGCAUGGCUUUCCUCCACAACAGUGUCAUCGUCUCCCACGGCAACCUGAAGUCGUCCAACUGCGUGGUGGAUAACCGCUUUGUGCUGAAGAUCACUGACUACGGCCUGUCCAGCUUCCGCACCGAGAGCAACACAGACGACGCCCAUGCUUACUAUGCCCGGAAGCUGUGGAUGGCCCCAGAGCUGCUGAGGUUGGAGAGACCACCUCCAUGUGGCACACAGAAGGGAGACGUCUACAGCUUUGGCAUCAUUCUCCAAGAGGUGGCGCUACGCCACGGUGCCUUCUAUCUGGAGGGAGAGCCGCUCAGCCCCAAAGAAAUCAUGGACCGGGUGGCUCUGGGUGAGUGGCCGUGCCUGCGGCCUGCUGUCAACCCUCAGAUCCACAGCCAGGAGCUGGGCCAACUCAUGCAGCGUUGCUGGGCAGAGGAGCCCACCGAGAGGCCCGAGUUCAACCACAUCAAACUGCUGCUACGCAAACAGAACAGGGAGUGCAGCACUAACAUCCUGGAUAACCUGCUGUCCCGUAUGGAGCAGUAUGCUAACAACCUGGAGGAGCUGGUGGAGGAGAGAACCCAGGCCUACCACGAAGAGAAACGCAAGGCUGAGGCCCUGCUCUACCAGAUACUACCACAUUCAGUGGCGGAGCAGCUAAAGAGAGGGGAGACGGUACAGGCUGAGGCCUUUGAUUCCGUCACCAUCUACUUCAGUGACAUUGUGGGCUUCACAGCCAUAUCAGCUGAGAGCACACCUAUGCAGGUUGUGACCCUGCUCAAUGACCUCUACACCUGUUUCGAUGCCAUCAUUGACAACUUUGAUGUUUACAAGGUGGAGACCAUCGGCGAUGCCUACAUGGUGGUGUCCGGCCUGCCGGUGAGGAACGGGAAGCUACACGGCCGAGAGAUCGCCCGCAUGGCCCUGGCUCUGCUCAACGCCGUACGCACCUUCAAAAUCCAACACCGGCCUGACCAGCAGCUCAAACUACGCAUUGGCAUCCACAGCGGCCCUGUGUGUGCAGGAGUGGUGGGGCUGAAGAUGCCACGUUACUGUCUGUUUGGAGACACAGUCAACACCUCUUCACGACUGGAGUCCAAUGGUGAAGCGCUGAAGAUCCAUGUGUCUGCGGCCACGCGUGACGUCCUGCAGGAGUUCAACUGCUUCCAGCUGGAGUUGAGAGGAGAUGUGGAGAUGAAGGGGAAGGGGAAAAUGACAACCUACUGGCUACUGGGAGAGAGCAAGAGCAACGAGUCAACGAGCUAAGGGGACGAGCCAAGGGAAGGAGGGAGGAAGGUCAUGAAUGAAGAAGUGGUGGAGGCAAACAUGAGCAAAUAAUGGGAACCACUGAUUUGAAGUGCUGAAGCAAGUAAUCAAAUGAAGAGGCCUGGUGAAUGAAUGAGGUGGGGAGGGGGGAGGUAGAUGAGGAAGAGGACAAGGAAGGAGGAUGUGGAGAACUUUCUUCACUUCAGCCCUCCUGCACUCGAACAUCUAGAUUCUAAGGACAUAUAGAAAGCUACAUGCUCUGAGUGUGUGUGUGAUGUUCUGUGUCUACGUUUUUCCAGUUUUAUUUCUAUGUUGGAGGUUUUGGAUGCAACACUGAUGGUAUUUUAGAUCGGUAAAAAAAAUUGAUUCACAAACACACCUUUACAGGAGGUUGUGGAUAUUGCUACCUGGUGGUCACAUUAUGUAACUGUUUUUUGAAUUCAUGUAUUUUAUGAGUAGUACACAGUAUCCCACUGGGCACAGACGUCAGUUCAACAUCUAGUUUUGAUUUAAUUUUGGUUGAGUUGUCAACUAAUGUGAAUUCAACAUGAAAUAAACAACAAAUAUC